Messenger RNA from Zophobas morio, 2152 nucleotides. It is a transcript of the gene SH3PX1, whose product is annotated as sorting nexin lst-4. Gene Ontology annotation, molecular function: protein binding; phosphatidylinositol binding. Gene Ontology annotation, biological process: endocytosis; endosomal transport; plasma membrane tubulation. NCBI's taxonomy places the organism in Eukaryota, Metazoa, Arthropoda, Insecta, Coleoptera, Tenebrionidae. Gene Ontology annotation, cellular component: cytoplasmic vesicle; plasma membrane. The transcript is spliced from 3 exons. The record is from RefSeq and is a predicted model, not a curated record. Bases 300 to 1901 code for a protein of 533 amino acids.
UAUGAUUCACAACGCCAGCACCGUCCGCAGCGCCCUCACGCGUCGCUCCAGUAAUCACCGGUUUGACAUUGUAGUGAUGACGAUCACUCAAGAUAAAUAAAUUCGCCUAAUUUUAUCGUCCCGCGCCUUGCAACCGUUCUAAUUCCCGACUUCGGCCACCUCGCGAAAAAGUGCCUUAUUUUCCAUGCGUGUAGUGUUCGGUGCACGACUGUCACUUUAUAGGUUAUCCAAGUGUCAGCAGAGUUCAAGAGCCUCCCACUUAAUGCCACCAGCUGACAUUUCCCAGUGAAUCCUCAAUAAUGGCCCUGUUCAAAGUGCAAGCGCUCUACGACUUCGAGGGCGAGUCCAACUCGGCCGAGCUGUCCAUCGUGGCAGGCGAGGUGCUCUCGGUGACUCGGGUGGACAUCGGAGAGGGCUGGUGGGAGGGGCUGAACAGCCGGGGGCAGUCGGGGCUGUUCCCGGAGGCGUACGUGCAGAAGGUGGAGGACUCGGGGCCCCCGAGUGUGCCGCCGCCGGCGCUGCCGCCCCAGAGCGACUGGGGCGCCGGGCAGCAGGACGACGAUUGGGACGACGAGUGGGACAAUGAUGACACAUACAGUGAAGUUACUAAUAACACCCAAAGGGAGGCGUAUGCCCACGAGCCCAACCAGAACCAGUAUAGUUAUGGAAGUGGACAGGUUGAUAACGUUUCGGAAAGUAAUUUUAGUGUGGAUAAUAAGGCCCAGCACAAGAAGAGUUUGAAUAUUUUCUCGUCGUAUGUGAAGAGUGGCUUGGAAAGUUAUAUUUUCGGCACUCUAAAGGAUAUCCCGCUCCACACAAAAGUUCGAAUAUUUCGAGAGAACGACAACGUCUUUCGAUGGGAACUGAUCUCGGAACCGUACACAGUACAAGUCACCUCUCCCAAAAAGGCGUCGAAAAUGGGCGGUCUCAAAUCCUUCAUCGCAUACCAAUUAACCCCAUCCUUCACCGGCAUCGAGGUGUCCCGCCGCUACAAGCACUUCGACUGGCUGCACAACAGGCUCUCGGAGAAGUUCAACAUCGUCGCCCUCCCGCCGCUGCCCGACAAGCAGAUCUCGGGCCGGUACGAGGAGCACUUCAUCGAGCACCGCCGGGUGCAGCUGCAGGAGUUCGUCAAUUACGUGUGCCGGCACCCGGUGCUGUCCACCUGCGAUGUGUGGCGGCACUUCCUCACGUGCACCAACGACAAGCAGUGGAAGGAGGGCAAGCGGAAAGCGGAGCGGGACCAGCUGGUGGGGGCCAAUUUCUGUCUGUGCGUGGAGGCGCCGGAUAAGGACUUGCUGGCGUCGACGAUCGAGAGCAAAAUCGACAGCAGCAUAUCGUAUAUUAACCAGGUGGAUCAGUGCAUGAAGGCGCUGAUGCAGACGGCGACGGACCAGCAGAAGAAGUGCGAGAAUUUGUACAAGAGGGAGCACACGAAGAUCGGGGAGAGCUUCUUCUCGCUGGGGGUGGCGUUCGAGAGCCGGGAGGGCGGAUUGUUCUCGGAUUUGGCGACAGACAUAAAAAAAAUCGGCACAACGUAUAUCGAGAUCGCCAAACUGUGCGAAGACCAAGCCAAAAUCGACUGGCAACCCCUGACCGACAAGCUCUACCUCUACAGAGGGAUCACCAGUUCCUACCCCGAUAUUUUCUCUAUGCAAAAGCACGCGGAACAAAAGAAGAAGGAGUGCGAGAGGAACUCGCAGAUACCUCUCGUCCAAAUCACCGAGGUGCGGAAAAGGACGGACGUGUUGACUUACUCCGUGUUUGCGGAGCUCGAUCACUUCCAGAACGAGAUGAAUACCGAGUUUAAGUCGGCGAUGAAGAGCUUCUUGCAAGAACAAGUCAAUUAUUAUCAGAACAUAGUGAGUAGGUUAGAGGACACCUUGAGGAGAUUUGAGUAGUUGGUUCUUGCCUUUGUUGGAAGACUUUAUCAUGUUUAUUUCCAAGCCAAAAUAAUUGUGAUUUACUUUUUUUAAUUAUGAAAUUUUAUUUACCACUAUUGUUUACAAUAUGCGCUGUGUAUAUGAAAAUUCCAACUUUACAUUAAUUUUAUUUAAACAAAUCUGCAUAUUUUGUAUAUGAUGUGAAAUGAACUGUAUAUUUCUAUAUUUUGUUAAGUAAGGAGUAAGAAGUAAAUGUGCUUAUACACGAA